AAGUGAAUAAGCAAAGCCAAGAAAGAGAGAGAGAGAAAGAAAAGGAAGAGAGAAGAGGAGGCAGAGCCACUGAGGCAGACACCAAUCUGUAUCUAUAUGUGUAUAUGUGUGUAUAUAUAUAUAUAUAACAUAUAGAUACAAUACAAUACAACAAAAAAGGCAUAACCCAUUUCGAUUCAUUGAUAUUAUAUAUUGAUAAUAAUACGAUUACACCAAAAAGCAGAUCUUCGUCGUCUCAGACCACACCAGCUGAUUUCCUUUCUUCGAGACUCAAUUCUCAAUCCCAUCUUCCAUUUCUGCCUCUAGGGUUUCAAAGCAUAUGGAGACAUGUACGUGAAAGAAUCUUCUUCUGUCAAUUUGUUUUUUCCUUUGGAAGAUUAGUCAACUGGUUCAAAGUCUUGUCUUUUCAAGAUGAAUUCAUUGCCAGGCUUGGAAGGAAUGAGUACUCAUGAAGACAUUAGAGAUAGAAGAUCAGAUUUUGAAAACUCUGAAGAUGAGAGGAGGCGUUCGAAAAUCGGUAACCUCAAGAAGAAAGCCAUAAAUGCUUCUAAUAAAUUCACUCAUUCACUUAAAAAAAGAGGGAAAAGAAAAAUUGACUACAGGGUUCCCUCAGUGUCGAUAGAGGAUGUUCGGGAUGAAAAAGAGGAGAGUGCUGUACAAGAUUUGCGCCAAAGACUCCUCGACAGGGAUUUGUUACCGUCUAGGCACGAUGAUUACUAUACUCUGUUAAGAUUUUUGAAAGCUCGGGACUUUAACAUUGAAAAAACGAUCCAAAUGUGGGAAGAAAUGCUAAACUGGAGAAAAGAGUACGGAACAGACACUAUUUUGGAGGAUUUUGAAUUUGAAGAGCUUGAAGAAGUGUUGCAGUAUUAUCCUCAAGGGUAUCAUGGGGUUGAUAAAGAAGGCAGACCAGUGUACAUUGAAAGGUUGGGUAAAGCUCAUCCUAGUAAACUCAUGCGUAUAACCACAAUCGAACGAUACUUAAAGUACCAUGUCCAAGAAUUUGAGAGAGCAAUACAUGAGAAAUUCCCAGCUUGUUCAAUUGCGGCCAAGAAACAAAUCUGUUCAACCACUACUAUAUUAGAUGUGAAUGGCUUAGGAAUAAAGAACUUCACUCGAACUGCUGCAAAUCUUCUGGCAGCCAUGACAAAGAUAGACAAUAGUUAUUACCCCGAGACACUACAUCGAAUGUACAUCGUCAAUGCUGGUCCUGGCUUUAAGAAAAUGCUUUGGCCUGCUGCACAGAAGUUUCUUGAUGCUAAGACAAUUGCAAAGAUACAGGUUCUGGAACCGAAAUCCUUGUCCAAACUUUUUGAAGUCAUUGACCCGAGUGAGUUGCCUGACUUCCUGGGUGGAUCAUGUACAUGCUCCACCGAGGGAGGUUGUCUUAGGUCUAACAAAGGACCAUGGAAUGAUCCUGACAUUAUGAAGCUCGUACAUGAUGUCGAGGCAACUUUUGUGCGACAAAUCACUAGAGUGUCACAUGAUCAACUGAAACUCGACUCUUUUGUACAGAUACGCCCGAUGAAGGGACGGAGCAGUGAUACUUCGAAUGCAGAAUCAGGGUCAGAUAUUGACGAUCCUUGUUCCCCAUUAAGGCGAAGUAGUUCUGCAGUACCUCGUUUGGCACCAGUACAUGAAGAAGUCAGGGCAUCAGAUUCAAAUGUAUACUUUAGCUGCGAUGAUCAUUUUCCUUCGGUUGAGAAUACAAAUGGAAAUGAUGAUGAGGCAGCGCAUGUCCAGGAUCAUCAAUUACUAAAUAACAAUUGCAAUGAUAUUAGGAAUAUUUCUCAUCGGACACUUCAUUCGGAAGGUAGUUCAAUUUUGCAUUGGUUCAAAAAUAUUAGGGAAAAAUUCGACAAAAGGGAAUUCCAUCGUGUGGCUGGAAUGUUUUUAUCUUUUUUGUUCAGACUAUUCACAAUUUUCCGCAGCGAAAGGUUUGAAUUCUGGAGAAGACAGAACAACAUUCACCCCUCUAACUUGAUCGAACACAACACGAGUAGCCAUUCAGAAGCUGUUGAAGCUGAAACAUCGAAUGAAGAAGAUCGUGUCCUUCCAUGUAUAGAGCGUCUUCAGAGACUAGAAAAAGUAUUUAGCGAAAUCAGUAACAAGCCCGCUACAAUUCCUAUAGAGAAGGAAAAAAUUCUAAUGGAAUCUAUGGAUAGGAUAAAAAACGUCGAGAUUGAUCUCGAGAAAACAAAGAGGCUAGUCCAUGCUACGGUGGUGAGGCAAAUCGAGAUUGCUGAAUUUCUGGACAAUCUACAACAGUCGAGUUGUCGACAAAGAAGAUUGUUUUGUUGAAUGAAGGGUAUACAUAGUACAAUGAUCUAAUGGGAUUGGUGGGGGAAGAAAGAGAAGACACUAAAAACAUAAAUAGAUAAUUAUAUAAUAAAAAAAACAUAAUUUAAUUUUUUUGGGGGGGUCUUAAAAUUUCCUCUGAAAAGGGUUGUUGUAACAUGGCACAGAUUGUAGAGAGAAAGAGAAAGAAAGAGAGAGAAUUGCGGCAUGUUUGUUGUUGUUGUUUCAAUUGAGCUUCUUUGUGUUGUCUUUCAUGGCUAUGUAAUUGUAAUGUACAGCAAAAAGCAAAUCCAACACUUUGAAUUUGAAAAUCUCUCCUUUUCUUCCUUA
Messenger RNA from Cannabis sativa, 2628 nucleotides. RefSeq names its product phosphatidylinositol/phosphatidylcholine transfer protein SFH13. The record is from RefSeq and is a predicted model, not a curated record. The transcript has 14 exons. Lineage: Eukaryota; Viridiplantae; Streptophyta; Magnoliopsida; Rosales; Cannabaceae. Bases 412 to 2301 code for a protein of 629 amino acids.